Molecule: messenger RNA, 3219 nt
Organism: Gavialis gangeticus (Gharial)
Lineage: Eukaryota; Metazoa; Chordata; Crocodylia; Gavialidae
Product: zinc finger protein 501-like
Exons: 5
Coding region: 79-1494 (471 amino acids)
Biological process (GO): central nervous system development; regulation of transcription by RNA polymerase II
Cellular component (GO): nucleus
Molecular function (GO): DNA-binding transcription factor activity, RNA polymerase II-specific; RNA polymerase II cis-regulatory region sequence-specific DNA binding
Source: RefSeq, a predicted model, not a curated record
ACACGGGAAGGGGUUGGAGCAGCUGUGUCUAGGGGAAUAAAGAAAGCAACAAGCAGGGAUCUUGCAGCCUCUUGCAAGAUGUUUCUGCUGCUGCUCCUGCCUCUGCCCACACCAACUGCUGAGUCAGGGACACCAGGUUGCAGAAUAAUGUCCAUACUUUGUCCUGGAUCAUCCCAUUCUUCAGGGGGACAGAGGAAGGAAACAGUGGGGCCAGCUCAGGAGCUGAUGACCUUUGAAGAUGUCGCUGUGUAUUUCACCAAGGAGCAGUGGGCUCUGCUGGACCCCAGUCAGAGGGCUCUCUACAGAGAUGUUAUGCAGGAGAACUAUGAGACUGUGGCCUCACUCGCAGGAUUUCCAAUUCCCAAACCUGAAGUGAUCUCCCAGCUAGAACAGGGAAAAGAUCCAUGGAUCCCAGGCCUACAGGGCUCAGAAGGAAGGAAAAUCCCAGGCGUGAUCAAUCCAGGUGAUGGGAUCAAAACUGAGAAUGGGGAGGAGAGUUCUCAACUCGCCCAUCCUGAGCACAGAGAACCACGUGGGACAGCACUGGGAAAAUGCAAAGGGAAUGUUUGCUGCAACACUAAGCAGAAACAAUCCUGUGGGAGCCAGUGCAGCACAGAGAGGGAGCUGGGAAAGCAUCCGGUGAAGAAAGUGGGGAAAUCCCUUCCCUGUGCAAAAGGUCAAAAGCCCUUCAAGGGCCCCAGAAUGCAGAGAAUCCACAUGGGAGAGAGAGAAAGCACAUGCAGCCAGUGUGGGAAAAGCUUCAGCAGCCGUUCACACCUUAUUAUACACCAGCGAAUCCACACGGGUGUGAAACCCUAUACCUGCCCCGAGUGUGGGAAGAGCUUCAACCAGAGCCCAAACCUCAUGACCCACCUGAGAAUCCACACAGGUGAGAGACCCUACAAAUGCCCUGAAUGUGGGAAAAGCUUCACAGCGAACUCCACCUUUAUUAAACACCAAAGAAUCCACACAGGGGAGAAACCCUAUAAAUGCCUGGAGUGCGGGAAAAGCUUCAAUCAGAGCUCAGACCUGAUCAGGCACCAGAGACUCCACACUGGGGAGAAGCCCUACAAGUGCCCCGACUGUGGGAAGAGAUCCAGUGACAGCUCAGCCCUGAUUGUCCACCAGAGAAUCCACACCGGGGAGAGACCUUACAACUGCCCUGUCUGCGGGAAGAACUUCACUUGCUCUUCACACCUUAUAACGCAUCAGAGAACCCACACGGGAGAAAAGCCAUACAAGUGCCUGUACUGUAGGAAACGGUGCCGGGUCAAAUCAGCCCUCAUCAUCCAUGAGAGAAUCCACACGGGGGAGAGGCCUUACAAAUGCCCUCAGUGUGAGAAGACCUUCAGCAGCCGCUCGCACCUGAACUCCCAUCACAGGAUCCACAUGAAAGAAAAACCUGACACAAAGCCUGACAUUAGGAAAUGCCUCAGUGAAAGCUCCUCCCUGGUUAACACUACAGAGGCUUCACACACAAGAGAAAAGCCAUAAACACCUUGACGAGAGGUGAUUUAAGAUUUGGUCUGCACUUGCAGUUAUGUCAGCUACUCUGUUUCUCUACCUUAGCUAACCAGCAGUAGUAACUCUUCUAAAAGCCGUAUGUACACACAGCAGCUGAGAUGUAUUAGAACCGUGCUGUUGGUUAUGAUACCAGAAUCAGACUCCCUCGCUCUACAGACAGCAGGCCAGUGGAACGAGAUACCUAGGGACAUGGGGAAGUUUCCUUCAUUAGAGGUUUUUGAGAAGAGGCUGGACGCGCAUCUGUUGGGGAACAAAACCUGCAUCAGUGCAGGUAACUUAAGGUCCCUUUCAACCCUCUGAGUCUAUGAUAGCUUAAGCUACUAUCCUUUUCAGCCCUUGUGUCCACGCAGUGCUGCACUUUUACAAUAUAAAGUGCAUGUUCUGAGCAGGAGGCCCAUGCAUUCUGGGAAGUGCAUUCUGGGAUUCUUCAUGUGCUGCACAGUGGGUAGCUCCCACAAACCACGGAAAUGUUGGCAGUCUGGGAGCAGAGUAGCCGCGUCCUAGGAUUUUUUUUCUUGUCAUCUCAUCAUUUAUUGGGCUUUGGAAGCUAAGAUUGUUUUCAAGCCACUUGCAGAAGCAGUAUGGAGGCAACACUGCUGAGCAUUGCUUUCCUGAUAGUCCAUUGUGCAAAUAAGCUGAUGCUCGUACACACCUUGGGAGACAGCCACGGUAUUGUUGAAUCCUUGUGGGCCUUAUGAGUCAAGGAAGAUGUGAAUGGAAAAGAGGAAUCACUUCUGCAUAACCUGUCUUGGAGCAGAUUUACUAAUUGGCCAGCUGUCUUUGGAUGUAGCCAACUACCACUGCCUGUUGGGAAAGGAUAGUGAUGCAAACCUGGGAUGAUCUGCAGUGGCAGCAAAACUUCAGGAUGUCAAAAGCCACUUUCAUAGACACCUGCACAGUGUUCAUUCAGAGCAGCAGUGGCGCAACACCACAUAAAUUCCCCUAAGCAUGGAGAAGCGUGUAGCCAUCACUAUCUGGGAGCUCAACAUCACUGGUUGCUAUUGGCCUGUUUGGUAGCAGCAGAUAAGUGGUCAGAAUUAUGGUCGUAAACAUGCGGGGUGGUACUGAGGGGAUGCUGCACCCUGGUUAUUAAGUCUGACAAUGCACAAGAGGUUACUAAUGAAUGUGUAUGGGUGGGGGUCUCCAGUUGUUGGGAUCAUGGGUAAGACCCACAUGUCUGUCCCCUUACCUCAAUAUGGGGCCUCGGAGUGCUGCAAGACUUGGCCGGUCACCAUGGAAAGUUCACCAGUACUGAUGUAGAGUGGUGUGGAAAAGUCCUGACGCCAAGAACUGUUGAAACUCUAGAUUGUUUUCUGCAAUAAAACAGGGAUUCAGGUGGAGGUGCCUGUUGAUGAAGCUGGCCACUGCCGGGCAAUGCCUGCUUUGUAUGACAGGGGCUUGCUGCAUUUUACCCAAUAUCUGUGGAAACAAAUGGAGACAGUACUCAGUAAUGCCUGGGAAGUGGUAGUUCAGAGACCUUCUGAACAUCAGGAACAGCCAGAGUGUCUUCCCUGACUACAUGCUAUAAUUGGUCAUUGAUGAAGGAUCAGGGAUGUGCUGUGUUCUUACUCUGAGACUAAGUAUAAUGGAGGAAAAUGUAUAUACCCCUUGGUAAUAGGAUCUUGUUUUCUGCAAAGAUUUUAUGAUUUUUUUCCACCAAGGAAUUGUAAAUAAUAAAAAACUUUUUGAACAUAA